Molecule: messenger RNA, 14157 nt
Organism: Salpingoeca rosetta
Lineage: Eukaryota; Choanoflagellata; Craspedida; Salpingoecidae
Product: beige/BEACH domain-containing protein
Exons: 28
Coding region: 28-14157 (4709 amino acids)
Biological process (GO): intracellular protein localization
Cellular component (GO): membrane; cytosol
Molecular function (GO): protein kinase binding
Source: RefSeq, a predicted model, not a curated record
CGCACACAAGAACACAAGAGCGCGGAGAUGGAGGGGAUGGGCCAAACAACGAUGAUGCUGGAGGAGGACAACACCAGCACAGCUGAUCAGCGACCACAACAACAAGAAGAACAAGAGGAAGCCAUGCAGCAAGCCAUGGAUGCGCUGUGGACAGGGCUGCAGCACAGGGUUGCCGCAUCGCGCCGGCGUCGCCAGCAAGGCAUCGACUGGCAUCAAGCGGUGGUGGAACAAGGGCGCCACGUUCUUGCUGCUGCGCAAGCAUGCAAAAGCCUGACUGCCCCAGUACCUCUGCAACAAGAACACGUGCAGUUGCUGCUCUCGAUCUUGACCAAGAUGCAACCGCAAGGUGCCCCGUCGAGCCAAGCGCCUGCGAUUGCGAUUGCGAUUGCAAAGAUGCUGGUGCGCCAUGUGGAGCGGCCGUCCAGCAACCGCCUGCACUCGUGCCUGGCAGACACACAAUCAGCACAAGGGCUGGUGGCAUGCGCAGCGUUUGCGUCGCUGCAUCAGCUGUGCCGUGAUGUGCUGUCCGCUGCCAGCAUGCAGGAUGCAGACCAAGGGAGGCUGCUGUACUUGUGCCUUCGUCUUCGCAUCCUCUGCAACCUCGCCUGCUUGCAUCAGGACGUCCACACGGACUUUUGCGAGCGGGAUCUCGGGCGCGUGCUAGCGCUGCUGCUGCGCCUCGCAUCAUCUCGACAUCAACAUCUCGUGUUUGAGCCGCUGCGGGCCAUCAACCAGGCAGUCAUUGCGUGCAACUCCGUAUCACUCAGUCGGAGACUGCGUACACUCCGCUAUGCGUUCAUCCACACGCAACUCUUUGUCAAAUGUGCUUCACAACGCGACUACACAGCGGCGCUGGCCGCCAUCAAGCGGGAUCUGCGUGCAGUGGAGAAGGAGGCCGUGUCCGCACUGCUCUUCUGCUACGAGUCAUUUCCCUCCAAUUCCAUCCGAGCCAUGCUGCCCAUCGCGCCACGCAUCCUCGCCGCCACCGCCGCAACCCGCUCUGCAACCAACGCGUCUCCAUCAACAACAGCACCAACAGCAACAACAGUUGGCAGUUCCGCACUGGCAAUGACACGUGCAACCGCCAGGCCGACAGCAGCUGCUGCGCUGAUGGCAAAGCACAGCUCCCACCUCUCCCUGCGCAAGCCGCAACACACGUCCUCCACAUCGUCGGCUGCCUCAAUCGCCGCUGUCACCGCACCCGUGUCGCCGUCACAUCGGCGCGUUUCAACGAGCGGCAGCACAUACACGACGUCACCGCUCUCCUCUCCAUCACGCACCAACCACCACCACCACCACCAGCACCACCAACAGCAGCAGCAGCAGCACCACCACCACCACCAGCAGCAAUCGCAUGGGCAACCGUCGUUUCAGGCAGCGGCACGCACAGCGUUCGCCUUUCCUGAUCAGGAAAGCGACAGUGGGGCUGCUGAUGACACUGAUGCAGAUGAGGAGUGGAAUGCGCGGGUGAAACGCACGCGUGCGGAAGAUUUGGCGCGCGUCAUGACGCAACACACAGCGUUUAGGUUUCUCACGUCCUUGUUUCACGCGUCCAUCUUCAUGGAGGGCCGGAGGUCCACACCAACAGCAACAGCAGCAUCCCAAGUCGCACCAGCCCCGCUCCUCACUUUCGCAGCCGAGAUUAUCACCAUCAUUGCCCGCUGGUCGGUCAACACCGCGCUUCAAGUCAUCGCAACAAAUGUCAAGACUCUGCCAAAGCCGCAACAGCAGGCAGUGCUGACGCGGCUCCUGCUGAACCAACUCCACUCAUCGUCAUCGUCAUCAGCAUCAUCAGCGGUGUCGAAUGAGACGGCGGUGGCGAUGAUUGAGGCGCUCUCCCUCUCGCUUCACGUCUGCAUCCGCACCAAGAACGUCACCAUCACAGGCGACGUGGUUCGUCUGCAUGGGCAAGUGCUGCACGCGUGGCGAUUGUGGCAGCUGCCUGCCUUCCGCCCUCACCUCUCACGCUACGAAGCCGUCGUGCUGGAGGCCCUGAUGAUGCUCACGACGCACGAGAACGCAGCUGGCUCACGGACAACCACAACCACAACAGUGCCUGCAAGCACAGCGUCCGCGUCACCAACAACAACGCCGUCCCCACGAGAGACAACAGAGCAGCCGGCCACGCAAUCGACCUCAUCCACACCAUCGGCCACCAAUGCCAUCUCAUCAUCAUCAUCACCACCGCCGCCACCGUCGUCGUCAUCAUCGUCGUCGCAGUCACGCGUGACGCUGGCUUCGGCCGACACGUGUCGCCUGCUUCUGCUGCUGGAGCCGUGUCUAGCAGCGGACCGAGCACAGCGGGAAACAGCAUUACUGAGUCCCCGUCGCCUGCGCGCGCUGCUGAGCGUUGAUGAUGACGAUGUGCUUCGCCUGAUCAUCAUUCGCCUCGCUGACCUUGAUGAAAUGCGCGCCAUCGCCGCCCUCACCACCACCGCAGCCCACAUGCUGCAGCACAGUGAUGUGCUCAAUGCCUGCAAGCAGCGGAAAUCGCUGGAAAAGUGCAUUUCUGUGCUGGUGGCUCUCGUGCAAGGCCAACACACUGCCAGCCCUGUCUCCAAUCCCCCGCACGCUGGCAGCGUCAUGGCUGUUGCCGUGCAGGUGCUGCUGCUGUUGUUCCCACAGCAGGAACGCAACAGAUGCAGCGGUGGUCAGAACAGCAACAACGACAUUGGCAGCAACUUUGACAGCAGUCAUGUGAGCAGCGAUGGCAGAGAGUUUUGCGUGCUCCAGCAGCUGUGCUUGCACCUGCUCCGGUUGAGUGCGCUGCACGUGUGCACGUCGGCGUCGGACGCGCCAUCGUCUCCGCAUCCCCGCGCCGCCGUGUCCGCUGUUGUCGACGCCCUUGCCGUGCUCUUGUCCUGCGAUGCACGCGAGAUGACCUCCACUCCAUCGUCAUCUGCACCAUCAAUGGCCACGCCAACGGCGAUGCGUGUGCGCCCGUUGCAUGCAAGCACGCUACCGCGGGAUGUCAUUUUGGCCGUAUGUGCCAUUGUGGUGUCGCCAACUGCCCAACUGUCAGCGUCAUACGAGCAGCAGCAGACGCUGCUGGACAGAGCUAAGUGGCUGCAGCACAACAGCGCCAGCAUCAACCUCUCGUGGGAGGAAAGCAGUGACAAUGAACACGAUGACAAUGACAAUAUCGACGUGUCCUCGCUCACUGAGGGAGGAGCCGUUCUGCUCGUUUGUCUCCUGCACGCGUGUGCACCAUUGCUGCAAGCACACGCACGCAGCGCCGUCACCAUGGAUGCCAUCUCCAUGCUGCUGCGCGUGCUGGCUGCGGCCGUGCCCCUCCUGCACACAUGUGCACUUGUGCCACUUAUCGAAACCAUUGGCGAUACGCUGUGCUGCGAGUAUGCACCUGUGCUUGCGUGCCCGCGCCACCACUGCCACACCGCUGCGACCGCCCUUCUGUGCGCGUGUGUGCACGUCUCCGUCUCGCCGCGUGCUCUGCACUCGCUCCUGUCGCUCCUGGACAGCAGGUGGCCAACAGCCUCCAACAUCGACUGCCUGGAUGAAGUAGCCCACCAUCUUGUCCACGAACCACAGCACUUUCUCUCCUUCCCAGCACAAGCCUCCCACGGCAUGCGUGUCGCCCCCUCCACCCCAACGCGGCUGGCAUGCGAGGAUGGGCACACCCUCAUGGCGUGGGUGAAGCUCGGAUCCCGACCACCACCAAACACGCCGCCCACCACCAUCCUCGAGAUGACAGCCACAACCGACGCAAGCAACAGAGGCAGUGGCGUUGCAGGGACGCGUGUGCACGAUGGUGAUUGCUUCCACGUCUCAAUCGCUUUUGGUGCCGACGGACGGCUGAUGUAUCGGCUGAUGGUCAACAACAACGUCAUUGCUCAGGAGACGUUUGUUGAUGGGGCGGUAUCGCUGCACGAGUGGCAUCACAUUGCAGUGACACACGAGCGAAGCGAUGUCGUCGCCCUGUUUGUGGAUGGCUUUCUUGUGUCCACAGCAACAGUUGCAUAUCCACCGUUCCUGCCUCCGCCACGCCCCAACGCAGGUGCAGCUGCGAAUUCACGCGUCCGCACACCCCACCUGUCGCAGUUGUCCGUGCUUUCAAGCACUGCACAGCCCGAACACGCUCGCGACUCGGCUGCUGGAAGCAUGCGCAGCCGCGAUGCUGGCGAGGACACGGUGUCACAUCUCACUACAUCAGCGGCAUCAACAACAGCAGCCGCAUCAGCCACCACCUUCAGUGGCAGCAACAACAACAUCCCCGCAGGUCCAAUUGGGCAAGACACGCGCGCACAUGCGCCACUAUCGGCGCAGGUAUCACAGCUGUGCGUUGGACUGGCGUUUGUGCUCACUGCACCCAUCACGGCCGCGCAGGCACACGCCGUGUACAUGCAGGGACCAAACCACGUGUCGUUUGGCGCGUGCGAUGCAGCCCGCACGGAGGACGUGCUGGCGAGUGGCCACCACCUCAUCGCCACGUCGCUCAACCGCCUAUUGAAGCACCAUCGUGUCGCAUCCCUCCGCGCCCUUCAGGCCGUCAUGUGCGAACCUCCGAUGAUGGACGACCCAUUCGACACCACCCAAGGUGUGAAGACGUUGCGCGAGCUCGUGCCACGGAUUGCGUGCAUGCUCAAACCGUCAGAGGACUGUGCGUUCUUCAACCAGAGCAAUGUUCUCGUUAAGCAGACCAUCUCGGUAUCACCACAAUGGCGGUGGAUGACAAGAACGACGUUUGCCGCGUCAAAACAGGACGAAAACGUCACGUCCACGCAAGAAUCGACACAAUCACACACGCAGAAACAACAACAGCAACAACGAGCGCGUGGGAGCACCGUGACGACCACGACAACACUCUCGUCGUCGUCCUCAUCCACCGUCAUCACAGCACCGACCGCCGCCACGUUUGUGGGGGGUGGCGCUACAUGGGAUGUGUUGUCAAGGCUCCGCACCCUUCAUCAUCACCACAGCAGCAGCAACAACAUGCCCUCUGCAGCAGCAGCAGCAGCAGCAACGACGACGUCCAGAGGGGUGGCUGCUGCUCCAAUGACCAGUGCACCUGUGCGAGUGACGCGCUCUCAACUCACGGAUUCGCUCGUGCACAUUGGCGGUCUUCCGCUCCUCUUCUACGCACUCGGCGCCGCUGGCCCGUGUGAACGCACGCAGAGCAGUCUCGUUCGCACCAUCAUCAACGUGCAACAAAAGAACACGAUGCUGAGCAACGAGUUCAAAUCCCUUCGCGGCCUCCACUUGCUGGCGGAUUUCCUGCGCAGUCCGCGCGCAGUCAUCAGCGACGCAAUGCUCGAUGCCAUCGUGGGCGGUGCAAUGUGCAUGCAAUCACCAAUGCCGCUACACACGCGCACGUGCACCGCUUCCUCUUCUCCCUCUCCUCCUUCUGGUGGUGAUGGCAACACCGACAACGCCACGCCUGCGAGUGCGAGUGUCAACAUGCAAGAUGGCGACAGCAACGUUGACGACACGUGCGAAUGGCGCAGCGUCACGCACGUGGAACGAGGCAUUAUGGUGCAACCGUCCAUCAUCAAGCACUGCUUGCUUGAUUUCCGCAUUUGGAGGCGCGCGCGUGUGAGCACGUGGUGUCGCACGCUUGCCCUCUGCACCGCCUUUAUCUCCCCAUCGCACUGCAAAUUCCACACCCUGAACCUCCUCCAACUGAGGUCUGUGAAUGUGGUGGAGCGGUGUUUGAUGCGGUGGCAAGAAGACGACGACCUCCGCUGGCCGGGCGCUGUUGCUCUGCGCGCUGUUGCGUUUAUCAAUCACGCGCUCGCCGGCGCUGAGGAGACGGCCGAGGACCUGCGCUCCCUCAUGCAGUUCCUCAUCGCCACACACAAGUCCCGCCGCACGCAGGUGCGCACGCAAACGGUUGCGCUGUGCGGACGAAUGCGCCGGCGAAAGAGAAGAAAUCGCCGCAGUCGAUUCUCAUCCACGCCAGCAGCACCGAGUGGCACGACCACCGCCGCCGCCCCCUCCGCCUCCAUGACGUCUGCAGUUGGGAGCAAUACCGCCACGACCAGCAACAGCAGCACCCAUGCCAACGCUGGUGUGCGUACCGCAACCACACACGAGCUGGUGUCUGCCGCAUCCAUGCCUGUGCUCACACACGCAGACACACCUGAAAACACGCCACCGCAGUCACCAUCGUCCUCCACCACAUCAUCGACAGGCAAGGUGUCGUUGCACCACCACCGCCACAGCCGCCGCAGCAGCGACAGCCACAUGAGCAGCCUGCAGAUGCCAUCCCUCAUCGAGGUGUCCGAGCUGGGCGAUGACGAUGAUGACGAUGAUGACGAUGACGACUACGGUGAAGGUGACAUGGACGAUAUGAAGGUUGGUGAUGGCGGUUGCAAGGGCGACGAUGUGGUUGCGGUCACGAAGACCAUGGAUGCAGCCGAAGUCACAGCGCUUGCGCAACCCGACACGAUCGGAUUUGAUAUGGAGCGAGAUGUGGAUCGAGACAUCUCUCGUGUUGUCGAGCAGCAGGACGAUGGUGAUGACAGCGCCGAAUGGGGCGAGCCACCACGGCUUACGCCCGACGCGGAAGGUGGUGGCGGUGAUGCGCUAAGUGAUGCAGCAAGCAGCGUGUCUGCGUCCACUUCUGCCAGCGCGGGUGGCGUGCAGAUUGUUGUGCACGACGCUGCUGAGCGCCUGGCUGCGUCCCCGCUGCACACAGAGGCGGCAUACGCGCUGACUCGUGAGGACAGUAAUGGCAGUGACGCUGCUGGCACACACGCGCAGAGCGUGACUGAGAGCGAUGCGCUGUCGUCGUCGCUGCCGUCGGUGACGCAUGACACGCAUGCACACCCACACGAGCAGCACAGGCACGCUGUCUCCAGCGGCGAUAGUGCCGGUGUAUCACACCCACGCAGCCCGUCAACGUAUGGCGAAUGGGUUGCGCAGUUGGCAGCGGCACCCACCGCCCUCGCAUCGCCACGGCUGGGGUUGCUCGGUGUCCUGUACCGGCGCGUGCGUGCCCUUCUUAACGCAUCGCUACCGGAAGACAUGAUCCCGGCAGCAGCGGCAGCUGGCAGCAGCCGUGAUCUUGCUUCCAGUUCAACGCCAGACACCUCUGCCUCCACACCGCCCACCACAGGCACAAAUCCCACCACACCCACACCACUAGUGGCGGAGCAGCUUCCGCGUGACGCGGGCGAAUUUGUCCGGGAGUCAAUCAACGCCGUCCUGCGCCCACCCGUCCUGCUCGCUCUUGCCAACAGCACAUGUGCGGCGACGCGCCUUGCCGCUGUUCGCCUCAUAGCGCUUGCCGUGCACCACCGCCUGCCAAGCAUGCGCAGGCUUCUCCACCGCACCAGCAGCGCCAGCAUGAAUACCAAGAGCGGCAAUGACGACAAGGAGGGUGGCGUGCACUCACUGGACAGUGUAGACGGAAACGGCCUUGCCCUUUUGGCGCUUCAGCUGUCGUUGCACUCCAUCACCGAUGAGAUUGCAGCGGCGACGCUCGAUUUGUUUGCAGACGUGCCGGGCAACAAUGACCACAGCAUCGGCAGCAACCAUCCUGCUGCCGUGGUGCUGGCUGGAGACACCCAUGCUGACCGCGAACGUGCUGCAUUCAAUGCAGGCGUUCCUCAACACAACAGUGACGUAGGCUGGGGCGUGCGGGAGCUGGGCGAGGACAUCACGAACGCAAACACGUGGGUGCAGCAUGUUGCACACCUCAUGUCGACAGCAUCAAGCGCGCACGCGCACGCCUCGGGCCCCAGCACCACCACCACUGUCCACAACAGCAACAACUCCCACGGAAGCAAACUGAACGCCACGAGCCAAUCCUCUCCACGCCAUGGUCGCGGCGGCAACACGGGGGCGGCGUGUGUGGUGGCGACGGUGCUGGGCGCGUGUGACACACAGGAGCGAGUGGAGCGGUUUGCUGAUCGCCUUCGCCGCAUCAUCACGAGCAACCGUGAGUUGGCCGCAGCCUUGCUCAACGCCAACACUGUCCCUGUCGUCUGCGAUGUUUCGUCGCGCCUCGGGCCCGUGCCCUCGCUUCGCCGCCUGCUGUGCAGCGUUGUCUCCAACACGGUGUGCGUGGAUUUGCUCGCUGCUGGCGACAAGGCGAGCGUGGAGAACGCGUUGGCCGUGCUUGAGACGGUGCUGGGCUGCAUUGCAACCUCCCCCCUCAAGCAGGCCGCCCAGUGCACGUUGCAUCUUGCGGUCGUGUCGCAGGUUGUGGAUGACGUGUGUGCGCCGGCUUUUCUGCCGCGCGCCCGAUGGCUGUGCAGCCUGGGGGAGGAGGCGUGCCAUGCGCAGCUGCUGGUGCUGGCAAAGGUGUGGGACGCGGUGCUGGAGGUUCUCCUCUUCCACUUCAACCACAAAGCCCGCACGCCGCCCACAACCACUGCAGCAGACAGCACCGCUGCCUCAGACACGGCGUCAAUCCAGACAACAACGGGUCAUCCCCACGAUGCCCUCAACACCAGCCGGCACUCGAUGCACAGCGACGUCGCAGCCUACGCUGCCGCCACCACAGCUGCUGUGGAUGACGACGGGCACCACCAGGAAGCACUGCGCACGUUUGCGCUGAGCAAGAUUGCGCCUCUGAAGCUGCUGCUGCUGCGCGUGUUCGAAACAGACCUUGCUGCAAGCAGGAGUUUGUUUCUGCAGUCUGCAGGGCGCCUGGUCGCCUUCCUUCUCUUCCGCUCCCACGGGCUGGAGGUGCACGAGGCCGUCACCGCGCUGCUGGACAGCGCCCCCCUGCACUUCCUGCAGACCGUGGCUGAGGACGCGCCGGACAUUUGUGCGCAGAUUGCGUAUGGCGUGCAUCGCCUGCGACGCGUGUGGUUGCGCCACAUCAGCCACGCCACAACGGACCGUGCUGGCGCAAGCAGCAACAGCAACAACAACACCAACAACCCCACCACCACCAACAACAACAACAACGACAACAACACCGCCAACAUACAUGGUGGCGACGCUGAUGACACUUCGGCAGCAGGACACUACCUGUCCCACGAUGGUGGUGAUUAUCGCACGGAUGUUGGCAGCGAUGUGACGGUGGCCGUGCACGAUUUGCUGCGCAGCCGCGCCCGCCUGCAGCACGAGCAAGAGUACGACCACGAGUACGAUUUCGAGUUUGAUCCGCGUCCUCCCCGCGCUGCCAACAGCGGCGGCAGCAGCAGCAGCGGCGGCGGCGGCGGCGUUGCAGGGGAGGGCGAUGCCGGUCAGCACGCCGGGUCAUCAUCACACCGCAGCGACUUGGAGAGCGAGCGCGCGUCUGGCAUCGUGCACGUGGCGGACGGUGACUUGGAGCGAUUUUCUGCGUUGACGAGCACGCUCACAGGGGUGUGGAGAGCGCUGGUGCCGCUGAGCAGGCGGAGGUUUGCGCGGUACUUUGAUGCGGUGUCCGUGGACGCACCGCACGCUGUGACGUCCGUUGCCUGGCACUCGCCCGCGUUCGCCAACAAGCGGGUCGUGUGCAGGCUGAACGGGAUCAUGACCGAGCACGCCGGCGUGCACCGGCUGUACAUCCGCAAGGAGCACGCGCGACAGGAGAAGGCGAAGAACCAGUACCGCGCCAUCCUCAAGCGGGCAUCCGACUUUGAGGACAAGGCCAUCACGCUGCAGACUGCGGCGUCACGAAACGCCAUCCUCGACCUGCGGCGGCGACGGCAGCGGGCAGCGCAGGUGCGAGCUGUGUGGCGCCGGGUGGACGACACGUGCACCGUGCAGCCGUCACCCUGGUACCGCCCCCCACCACGUGCGCUGUGGAUGCUGGAUGCAACGGAGGACCCUACGCGGCGGCGGCCAAAACUGGCCCACUGCCCCUGGCUACCGGGAAACGCGUUCAGACAUGAUGACGACCCCGCAACUCGUGGCACUCGGAAUGCAAGUGGACAAGACGGGCCUGUUCGUGAUGGCAGUGUGAGCGACUUUUCACGCUAUGUCAGCGCAGUGCCGUGUCUUCGUGGCAGCGUGGCAGACCAACACGAACACACACGUGCACGCUGCUGCCUGUGCUGCUGCUGUCAUGAUGAGGGGGACGCGACGCCACAUGCAUCGAGCGCGGGCGCCAUGAUAGGUGGUGCAAUUGACGCCGCUGGACGAGCGAUUGCAGAGGUCAUGGAUGGUGCUGCGUUUGCUGUCGACGUGACUACUCUCUCGCAACACGCGGCGGCGGCGCUGGUUGUGGACCUCGUGCACAUUGCAGUCACGCGCAAGGGCGGCAGCGACAUGCUGAGCCACGCGAAUGCUGAUGCUGAUGCUAGACACGCUGCUCGUGGCGGUGCUCGUGACGACAACGAUGACGACGAGGGUGCAUACUCGCUGCAAUCGCUACUUGAUGUUGUGAAGGCGCGCGUUGAAGAUGCUGAGUUUGUUUCUGCUGUGUUGCGCAGCGCCGUGGCGUGGUUGGAAAGCGACAACCUCCCGCCCAUCGAAAACCAACAGCAGCAGGACGACACUGCUGGCGACAGCGCCGCUCACAAUCGCGGUGGCAGCAGCAACGAUGAUGACGGUGAUGGUGGCGAGCAAGGUGGUGGAGAGGCAACAGAGCAAGUGUCGUUGCUCGCAUAUCUCAUCUACGCGGGAACGCGCCGCGAUUAUGCCAGUGGUGGUGGUGGUGCUGAUGGUGACGGAGAGCACUCUGAUGCGCCAGCUGACAAUGAUGAGCGCACGCUGGCAGAAGGCGACAUGCUCACGGACGCAGUGAGGUGCACACUCGUGUCACCGUUUGCAUCGGCAGAGGGUGAGCUGUUGCUUGGACAGCGCAAUCUGUACUUCAAAGCGUCGUCACCUGCCAGUCCCGCUGCCGCCGCCAUGGCGAGCCUUGGCAGUCACGGUCACGGUAGCCCCGGUGACAACGCAGCAACAAGCGGUGGCCGCAGGAACCGUCGGCGACGGCGCCGCCACCCGCACCAGAACGUGAUGAUGAGCCUGACGCUGCUAGAAUCGCUCAAUGAGGACCCGUCCCUGCUGCCCUUCUGGCCGCUGUCGGGCCUGAUGGAUGUGCAGCCGCGCCGGUACAUGCUCAAGCACACGGCCAUUGAGGUCUUCUUCGCCGACGGGCGCACGGUCAUGUGCGACGUGCAUGUGCGGACGAAGCGGGACGCGCUGCUGGCCAAGUUGGCGCGCGUUGCUGCAGAGGCAAACAGCAUCCGCUACAGUGCAGGCGCAGUGUCAUCAGAUGACAAGGCGCGCAGGCCAGGCCGCAUCCAACGCAGCAACAGCGCCAACGCCCUGGUGGCAGGACGACGACAGGGGCGUGCGUUGCACGUGCACCAGCGGCCCCGCACAUUCACAUCCCCGUCAGACGCAGCACGGCACCACCAGCAGUCGCUGCAGGCAACGGGUGUGGAUGAGAACAAGUUGAUGGCGGGGCGCUCGCGGUCCCGCCCAUCGCUGCUGACGUCUCCACAGAGCAGCGAGGGAGGAGGGAACAAGGGCACGCGGCGCACCAGCUGGCACGUGGCAUUUCUGCGGCGGCUCAGCGGCAAGUUUGGUGCCGGCGACGCUGACGCUCACAGCGAUGACGACUUUGAUGAGUCGGACACCACCAGCCGGGUAUCGGCGGAUGCCGGCAGUGCGACAGGCAGCCUGUUUGGGCGGCGCAAGCUGAGCGACCAGGAGGACACCGUGGGCACGGCCACCUCGCUUGCAUCGUCAACGACAACAGAUGCGGGCGCGGUCAAUGCAGACGACGCGUGGACGCUGAGUGAUAAGGGCAACCCGUCCCUGCAUGAGUCGCGGAGCAAGGCGCGCAUUCGUCAGUUCUUCACGUCCGUGUCGACGGCGAUGCAAGGCCGCCCCGUUGUUGCACUUGGCAGCGCCGACGAGAUGAACGCCGUGCACACGCUCCUGCACCGGUGGCGGGAGGGCAGCAUCACCAACUUUGAGUACAUCAUGUCGCUCAACACGCUUGCUGGUCGCACCUUCAACGACCUUGGGCAGUACCCUGUGUUUCCCCACGUCAUUGCCGACUACGAAUCCUCGCACCUCGAUCUCACCCGCACAGAGACCUUCAGGGACCUCAGCAAACCCAUCGGCGCCUUGGACGAGCGGCGCGUGGAGAAGGUCAAGGACCAGUACCAGGACCAGAAGUUCGAAUACAACAUGCUGGAUGCGACGCAGUUCCCAUUCAUGCACGGAACACAUUACUCCUCUGCUGGCGCCGUCAUGUACUAUCUCUCGAGGCUUGAGCCGUUUUCGCAACUGGCCAAGGACCUGCAGGGCGGGCGGUUUGAUGUGGCUGACCGGCUGUUCAGCAGCGUGCAGCAGGCGUGGGCCAUCGCCUCCGGUCCCAGCGCGGAUGUCAAGGAGCUCAUCCCAGAGUUCUUCUACUUGCCCGAGUUUCUGGUGAAUGUCAACGGGUACGACAUGGGGACGCGGCAGAACACGGCGGACGUGGGCGACGUGGAGCUGCCGCCUUGGGCAAACAACAGCCCGCGCGUGUUUGUGCGCACGCUGGCAGCAGCCCUGGAGAGCGAGCACGUGAGCGCGCACCUGCACGAGUGGAUUGACCUUGUGUUUGGCUUCAAGCAGCAAGGCGAGGCGGCGGAGGCCGCGGUGAACGUGUUCCACCCCUUCUGCUACGAGGGCGAGCUUGUUGAGUCACGACUCGGGGACGCGGUGCAGCGCGACGCCGUCACGUCAUUCAUCCGCCACUUUGGGCAGACGCCGGCACAGCUCUUCUCCAAGCCGCACCCACCCCGGUUUGCCCAGGCCCUGACGCCCACCACACACCCGCUGCUGCAGCCGCCGCCCCAACAGCCGCGAGCACCAACAACGUCGACACAGACGCGCUCCACGUCAACCACGAGCCGCUCCACGGAGAGCACGUCAAGCGCGAGCACGCCCGCAGCAUCGUUGGUGUUUGCAUCAGGUUCGGCGGGUGGUGCUGGGUUGGGUGCGGUGCGAUGGCGCAUUGUGGAGAUGCCGGCGGACGCAGAGGCGCAGCGGCUGCUGAUCACAUUGCACCACAUGCAGCAGCAACAACAGCAGCAACAACCGGAGCAUGGACACGAGGGUAGGGGUGUGGACGGGAGUCGAGGGAUGAGGAAUGAGAAGCGCGGUGGCGCCGGUGCAGUGCUGCGAGCCAUGCUGGACCAGACACCAGCGCCCGUCGUGAGCGAAUGGGAUGCGAGCGGGGACACCAACUCCGAUGCAGGAGGUGUUGGUGGUGGCGGCAGCACCAACAGCAGUGUUGUGUGCGUCACGGAGAGCACGCGUGUGUUUCCGUCGCCCCACGACGCGAGCGCUGACCAGUCGCUCACAUACGGUCGCCAGCAACGCGCAAGCGGCAGCAUGUAUCCACACGUCGGAAGCAAGCCCAGCAGCACAAGCAACAGCAGCAACCGCGGCGGCAGUGCUGGCGAUGGUGAUGAUGAUGACGGUGGUGAUGGCCCACUGAGCGUGUGCAUUGACGCGCGGCGCGGGUUCUCGCUCAAGUGGAACUGCUGGGACGAUGCGCUGCUGCUGGUGAACGACGCGACGCAUGGCGUCGAGGCAACCCUCCCGCACAACUCGGGCGGCAGGAUGACAUGCAUGGGCGUGUGCCCGUCCCUGAGUUGUGCCGUUGCUGGGUACAGCAGCGGCGUGGUUCGCUUUGUUGGGUUUGACACGGCUGUGGCAGACGGGGGCGUGAUGGGCGCAUGGCGGAGGGCACCGCAACUGUGGCGCGUGAGCGACGCCCUUGCCCACGCCGGCGCAGUGACAAGCGUGGUGUGCAACAGCGCGCUCAGUUUUGCGGUGACGGCGAGCGAGGACUGCACGGCGCAGCUGUGGGACCUGAGCAAGAAGCGGCUCGUGCGAACGCUGGCGCACAGGGAGGCGGUGCGGCAUUGCGCAACGAGCGGGACCACUGGAGACGUGGUGACUGUCACAGCCGGCGCUGCGUGGCGCGUGCACCUAUGGUCUGUCAACGGGCAGUUUGUUGGCGAAUGGGCGCUGCCGGCUGGGGUGGCGGUGACGUGCGUGGCCAUGACGGCGUACCCAAUGGGCUGCACCUCCAACGCCGUGCUGGUCGGCCGCAGCGACGGCGCCGUCAGCAUCCUCAGCAUGCUCGACCUCAGCCAUGUGCGAGAUUUGUGGACGCAGCACGCAGCGAGCGUGACGAGGAUGAGACUCACAUCGCACUCCAUCAUCACCGACUUCGAAGAUGGCGCUGUUGUGCAGUGGUGGCGUGAGGCAUCGAAUCACUCGGAGCCAGACUCCUCAGAGGCGUGA